This is a messenger RNA of Chanos chanos (milkfish), 1768 nucleotides long. It is a transcript of the gene utp18, whose product is annotated as UTP18 small subunit processome component. Gene Ontology annotation, molecular function: protein binding. The transcript is spliced from 13 exons. Gene Ontology annotation, cellular component: Pwp2p-containing subcomplex of 90S preribosome; small-subunit processome. The coding region runs from base 173 to 1726 and encodes 517 amino acids. Lineage: Eukaryota; Metazoa; Chordata; Actinopteri; Gonorynchiformes; Chanidae. The record is from RefSeq and is a predicted model, not a curated record. Gene Ontology annotation, biological process: rRNA processing.
AAAACAUUGAGCAUGGCAUUCGAAAUGUUAAUUGUAAUGGACAACGUUGUUUGAAGUCACUGGAAUGUAUAUAUUGUAUCAGAGGAGCUAGAACGUAUCAUAUAUCGUCAGAUAUUGUAACAGUGUUUGAGAGUCGGAAAGGAGAAGUUUUCAGCGUUUACAUUGUGUCAAUAUGAGUACGCAGAAAGAGGGGAAAAAGAUGAAAAGACCACCAAGUGCAGCAACAGAAGAAGAGGAAAUCAAAAGACAGAAACAUGUUCAUUUAGUAAAAGCGUUAGGUGAAGAGGAUAAGUCGGUCAAGCUUCUUGAAGACAUCGUUUUUGGCGCAGAGGACGAAUUAGUUGAAAAACUUGUUGAGGAGCAAGGGGGCUCGACCUUACUGGAUGAAGAUGAGUCCAGUGACUCGGAGGUCGAAAAUGAGGCACGGCUCCAGGUUCCAUCGGAGAGGAAAGCGGUUUGGGAAGAUGAGGAUGACGAGGCCGAGGAAGAGGUUGACAUGACACAUCGGUUUCGAAAAGAUUUCAUAAAGGGUGAAGCAGAGGUCAGAAUGAACAAACAGAAGCUACAACUACGGUUGAAGGAACAGUUUCAGAAAGCAAUGGGAGGCACACCAUCGUGGGCAGAGACAAAAGUAAAGAAAAAGAAGAAAAAAGGGCAUGAAGAUGACGAUGAAGAUGACGAUGACGAUGAUGACGACGACGACUUGCUCAAGAAGACCGGCAACUUCAUCAGAUCUUCUGACAGUUUGCCAAAGGGAACGAUUAAGUUCAAGAAAUGCCUGAACGCCAACAACGACCGUCCGGGCGACGACCGGCUCAGCACGGUGCAGUUUCACCCUUCGGCUCAGGUCGUCAUGACGGCAGGCCUGGAUCACUCUAUCUCACUCUUCCAGGUCGAUGGAAAGACGAACCCUAAGAUUCAGAGCAUACACCUGGAGAGGUUUCCCGUAAACAAGGCUUGUUUUACUGCUAAUGGCGAACAAGUCGUCGCCACUGGAAUAAGAAACAAGCUUUUUUACAUCUACGACAUGAUGGAGGGCAAAAUUAUCCCCGUGCCUACGGUCAGAGGGCUCGAUGAACAGAGAGUGAAAGAGUUUGAAGUGUCGCCAGUGGGCGAUUUUCUCCUCCUCACUGGCUCCUCCGGUUCACUCCACCUCAUGACCAUGAAGACUAAAGAGGUGGUGAAAAGCAUGAAGGUCAGCGGCUCUGUGUGUGGGGCAGCGUUCAGUGCUGACGGCAGUAAAAUCUUCACUAACUCCGAGGAAGGUAACGUGUAUAUCUGGGAUGUGAGAAGCAGUAGAUGUUUGAACAAGUUUAUGGAUGACGGCUGUGUGAAGGGUACAUCCAUCGCCGUGUCCAGAGACGGCCAGUACCUGGCCUGUGGAUCCCAGUCUGGUGUGGUGAACGUAUACUCCCAGAAGGACUGUAUGCAGAGCGUGGAGCCCAAACCCCUGAAGGCCAUCAUGAAUCUGGUCACGGCUGCCACCUCUCUACGCUUCAACCCCACGUCGGAAAUCCUAGCCAUCGCCUCGAGAGCCGACGAUGAGGCAAACCGACUGGUUCACAUUCCCAGUUUCACCGUCUUCUCCAACUUCCCACAAUUCCGAAGGAAGACCAUCUACCGCCCCUUCUGUCUGGACUUUUCGCCAAACAGUGGUUUCUACUCGAUAGCUAACAACAAGGGCAAGGCCCUGCUCUUCAGGCUGCUUCAUUACAACGAUUUCUGAAGAUGGACAUGAAACCAAAAAACUUUUUUUUUUUUUUUUUUU